Molecule: messenger RNA, 6642 nt
Organism: Eurytemora carolleeae
Lineage: Eukaryota; Metazoa; Arthropoda; Copepoda; Calanoida; Temoridae
Product: titin-like
Exons: 11
Coding region: 502-6642 (2046 amino acids)
Source: RefSeq, a predicted model, not a curated record
UUGCUCCCUUAUUUCUUUUUUGUAUUUUUUUGAUCCCUUGUAUGCUGAUAUCCUUUGUCUAUUGUAAACAGAUUCCCUGUAUCUUGUUCAAUUGUAUCCAACUGAUCCUUUGUGUAUUGUGACCCAGCCCUUGAGUCUACCUUACUUUAUAUUGUUGAAUAUUUUGUAAAAUAUAUAACCAUGACAACUUUCUAACUAGUCUAGUUCUUUUAUUUAACUAUCAAUCUAUUUAACUAUCUAUCUAUCCCAAUUAUCUGUAAAAUAUUGUGAAGCUACUUAUCAUUAAAUGGUAUACAUUUUGAAAGGUAACUUUAGAACAGAGGAGGGGGGAAUCUAACCUCAGUUGCCAUGGUUCUCCUACCUUUCCCCCCCCCCCUAUCCUCACAACCAGACACAACUAGUUCACUCUAACUAAUCAUCCAUAUACACACUGUGUGUUUUUUUAAACCCAGUACCAUUGUACAGCAAAUUUAUAUACUGUAUAAAUAGUUCGUAAAUAUAAUGUACGGGAGUGAAAGUGAAGAAGAAACUAUCCACGAGGAUAUAUUAGAACAAUUUGUUCUUCUAGAACAUCCAAAUCAAGGAUUGAUGAAGAAUGCAUCCAACUCUAAAUCUUUGGAUGCAGAAAGUACCAUCAAAAGUAAAAUAAAAUCAAAAUUUGAUACAGAGAAGGAAGAAUUAUUAGAUUUUUCCUUGGAUAGCCUCAAUACUGGAGAUAAUAUCGUUUUUAAUUCAUCUCAUGCAAGAAAUAUUCAUGAAACUGAUAAUGAUGUUACUGAGGUUGAUUUCACAGAUAUAUUUAAACUCUCAAAGUCCGAAGAAGAAGAACGCUCUGAAAUUCCUUCUGUAUUUCAUCUACCAGGAAGAUAUUUACUCUCUGCAAGUUCCAUGUUGGAGCCGGAGUCAACAGACUCUUUAUUGUCAGAUACCGAACCUAAAUCAAAAGAUUUUCUAGAAGGAGAAAAUGGAAAAGAUAUUUUUGAUAUGACAAAUUUUUCUGACUUUAAAUUAGAAAGUAACUGGCUCUCUAAAUAUUGCCAAAAAAAUGGGAUUGAUGCGAAUUCACAAGAGCUUUGGGACGAGGAAGAAAAUUGUGAGCAAUUUAAAACUGGCUCAGCUUUCUGUCUACCAUUGAUUUCUACGAAAAAAGAGAUUCUUGAUUCUGCUACGACUUUUACCAAGGAUAAAAUGAAUAAAUUUGAUUUUCCAUCUGAAGCGAUAAGCUCCACUGUUAAAAGCAUAAAACAUCAAGAUGAGCUUGAUCUGGAAGAAUCCGAAUUUUCAAUAGAAGAAGUAGAUAUUGUUGAUGACACCAAUAAUUCUGUUCAAGAAACAGAAAUCUCGGAUGGCUUAGAUAAAGCUAAGGUUGAACAAGAUAAAAAUCCAAUAGAUGAAGACGAUAAACCUUCAGUAGAUGAAAUUAAAUCAAUAAAUGAAGAUGAUAAACCUUCAGUAGUUGAAGAUAAAUCAAUAAAUGAAGACAAUGAACCUCCAGGAGACGAAUCUAAAACAAUGAAUGAAGACAAUAAAUCUCUAGUAGUUGAAGAUAAAUCAAUAAAUGAAGACUAUAAACCUCCAGUAGACGAAACAAAACCAAAAAAUGAAGACGCUAAAUCUGCAGUACAUGAAGAUAAACCAAUAAAUGAAGACGACAAACCUCCAGUAGAUGAAGAUAAACCAAUAAAUGAAGAAAAUAAACCUGCAGUAGACGAAACAAAACCAAUGAAUGAAGAAGCUGAAUCUCAAGUAGAUGAAGAUAAACCAAUAAAUGAAGACGACAAACCUCCAGUAGAUGAAGAUAAACCAAUAAAUGAAGACGAAAAACCUCCAGCAGAUGAAGAUAAACCAAGAAAUCAAGACAUAAAACCUCCAGUAAAUGAAGAUAAACCAAUGAUUGAAGACAAUAAACUUCUUGUAGAUGUUGUAGGAGAUGUUGCUGAACCUCUAAUUGAUCUUGUUUCAGUUUUUGAACCUCUGUUGGGAGAUGAUAAAUCUCUUUUUGCAGAUUCUGAACCUUUAGUUUAUGAAAGUAAAUCUCUGGUUGAAGAAACCGAACCUCUAGAUAUAGAUUCUAAACCUCUAGCUGGAGAUUAUAAACCUCUAGUUGAAGAUGCUGAACCUAUACUUGAAGAUUAUAAACCUCUAGUUGAAGAUGCUGAACCUCUAGUUGAAGAUACUAAACCUCUAGCUGAAGAUUAUAAACCUCUAGUUGAAGAUGCUGAACUUAUAGUUGAAGAUACUGAACCUGUAGUUGAAGAUACUGAACCUGUAGUUGAAGAUACUGAACCUGUAGUUGAAGAUACUGAACCUCUAUUUGAAGAUACUGAACCUGUAGUUGAAGAUACUGAGCCUGUAGUUGAAGAUGAUAAACCUUUAGUUGAAGAUGAUAAACCUCUUGUUGAAGAUGCUGAACCUCUAGUUGAAUAUCCUGAACCUAUGGUUGAAGAUGCUCAACCUUUGGUUGAAGAUGCUGAACAUAUGGUUGAAGAUGCUGAACUUAUAGUUGAAGAUACUGAAUCUGCAGUUGAAGAUACUGAACCUGUAGUUGAAGAUACUGAACCCGUAGUUGAAGAUACUGAACCUGUAGUUGAAGAUGAUAAACCUCUUGCUGAAGAUGCUGAACCUCUAGUUGAAGAUGCUGAACCUCUAGUUGAAGAUGAUAAACCUAUAGUUGAAGAUGAUAAACCUAUAAUUGAAGAUGCUGAAUCUCUAGUUGAAGAUGAUACAUCUCGAGUUAAAAAAACUGAACUUCUAGCUGUAGAUGACAAACCUUUAGUUGAAGAUGCUGAACCUCCAGUGGAAGAUGCUGAACCCCUAGUUGAAGAUACUGAACCUAUGGUUCAAGACACCGAACCUAUUCUUGAAGAUGCUGAACCUCUAGUUGAAGAUUCUGAACCUCUUGUUGAAAAUGAUAAACCUUUAUUUGAAGAUGCUGAACCGUUAGUUGAAGAUGCUGAACCUUUUGUGGAAGAUGAUACAUCUCUAGUUGAAAAAACUGAAGCUCUAGAUGAAGAUGCUAAACAUUUAUUUGAAACUGCUGAACCUCUAGCUGGAGAUGCUGAACCUCUAGUUGAAGAUUCUGAAUCUCUUGUUGACGAUGAUCAACCUAUAGUUAAAGAAGCUGAACCUAUAUUUGAAGAUGCUGAACCUAUGGUUAAAGAUUCUGAACCUAUGGUUGACGAGGCUGAACCUCUAGUUGAAGCUGAUAAACCUCUAGUUGACGAUGCUGAACCUCUAGUUGAAGAUGCUGAACCUCUAGUUAAAGAUGCUGAACAUCUAGUUGAAGAGGCUGAACCUUUAGUUGAAGAUGCUGAACCUAUAGUUGAAGAUUCUAAACCUCUAGUUGAAGAUGAUACACAUCUAGAUGAAGAUGUUGAACCUCUUGUUGACGAUGAUCAAUCUCUAGUUGAAAGAACUGAACCUCUAGUUGAAAGUACUGAACCUAUUGUUGAAGAUGCUGUACCUCUAGUUGCAGAUGAUCAAUCUCUAGUUGAAGAUGAAAAACUUCUAGUUGUAGAUGAUCAACCUAUAGUUGAAGAUGAUAAACCUCUGGUUGAAGAUGAUCAACCACUGGUUGAAGAUGAUAAACCUCUGGUUGAGGAUGAUCAAUCUCUAGCUGAAGAUUACAAACCACUAGUUGUUGAUGAUAAUCCUCUAGUUGAAGAAACUGAACCUCUAGUUGAAUAUGAUAAACCACUAGUUGAAGAUACUGAACCUCUAGUUGAGGACCAUAAACCUCUAGUUGAGGAACCUCUGUUUGUAGAUGAUACACCUCUAGUUAAAGAUGCUGAAUCUAUGGUGGAAGAUGCUGAACCUCUAGUUGAAGAUACUGAACCUCUUGUUGAAGAUGCUGCACCUCUAGUUGAAGAUACUGAACCUCAAGUUGAAACUGAUAAACCUCUAGUUGUAGAUGCUGAACCUCUAGUUGAAGCCACUGAACCUGAAAACUAUAAACAUAGAGUUGACCAUAUUGAACUUCUAGUUAAAGAUGAUAAGCCUCUAGUUGAAGCCACUGAACCUGGAAACUAUAAACCUAGAGUUGACCAUAUUAAAGGUGCUAAGCCUAUUGUUGAAGACACUGAACCUCUAGUUGAAACUGAUAAACCUCUAGUUGGAGAUGCUGAACGUUUAGUUGAAGAUGCGGAACCUCAAGUUGAAGAUGAUAUACCUAUUGUUGAAGAUACUGAACCUCUAGUUGAAGAUGAUAAACCUCUAGUUGAAGAUGAUAGACCUCUAGUUAAAGAUGAUCAACCAUUAGUUGAAGAUAAUACACCUCUAGUUGAAGCUACUAAACCUGAAAACUAUGAACCUAGAGUUGACCAUGAUGAACCUCUAAUGGAGAAUAACGUGCCUCCAGCAGAAAAUACUGAUCUUCCAAUUGAAGAUUCUGAAGUUUCAGCUAAACCUGAAGUAAAAGAAUAUGAACCUCAAGAUGAAGAUAUUGAACCUGUAAUUAAAGAACUUUGUGAUUUGGAAAAUGGUUCUGUUAACAAAGAAGUUUUAGAAAGAUGUGAUUCUGAAGCAGAAAAACAUUUGAACAAAGAUAUCACUGGUUUGAAAUAUAUUUUAGAAAAAGAUUUUCAUUCUGGAGAUGAGAUUUCAAAGAAAAUUGUUGAUGUCCAAGAACCUAAUGCAUUAACAUCUUCAAUAGAAGCAAACGAAUCUUUGGACAACAAUCAAUUACUUGUCGAAGAACAAAUUCUAUCAGAUCAGGAACUGGAGAUGGUUCAAACUGAGAGAAUCAGGAAAGUAGAACCAGUCAAAGAUGUUCUAGACACAGAGCAGAUGGAAGACAUUGAAUAUUCAACAACAGAAAGCUAUUCUAUAAAAAUAGCUGAGAAUAGAGUUGAAGAUCAUCAUUUCAAAAUUUCUAAUAAAUGGGUUCAUGAUGACAGCAUAAUUAAUGAUGAUUGUAUGAAAGCUAAAGAAAAACUAGAAUACUGCUCAAUAGAAAACCUUAAUAUGAAAAAGUUUAUAUCAAUGACGGCAGAUCUUGAAAUAGUGGAAAAAAUUGAACUAAGCUCUGAUGAUGAUUGGGACAUGAAUGUUAAUACAAAAGAACAUGAUGAAAACUUUCCCUUUGGGAAUUCUGUGGAACAAAGGCUGACUUCAUCUGUGGGCUCACAUAACAAUAUUAAUACAACGUUUGAUCAAGAAGUACAGAAAUUGAAAAAUAUUGCAAGUUCUCCUCAAAACCUGAAUUCAACUUAUUAUGAAAGACCUGGUUCCUGUAGUGAGUCUGUACUAGAACCAUCAGUUCCUACCUGGAAUAGAAGGAUGAGUGAAGAGAAAAUAGUUCCUGCAGCUCCUCUGGCUGGUAGAUUCAAAAUAAGUCCUGUCUCUGAUUUCUCUAAACCCUCAUACUUAAAGAAGGAGAAAUCUGUUCACAAUAAAGAUUCCUCCACGGAUGAGAGUGAGGAUGAGAAUACAGUUCAUGUUUACAAGAUUGUUCAUGAUAACCUGGUAGAGCACAGGAACCUCAGACCUAUCUUGAAGAAACCAAACUCUAACAGCAGUUUCUGUUCUGGAGGGAGUCAAACAGAUAUAUCUGCAAUACAAUCAGUUUUGACUCGGAGUGAUGAUAAAUGGGAUCCCCAGGUUCUAUCCAAAUCCAAAUAUAGUUCAGAAUCCAACCUGGGGAGAAGGACGAUUCCACACUACUCCUCCUCCUCCUCCCUCCCUCCUCCUCUUACACCCAUCCUUCCUUCAGUACCUCGGGAACUCACGAAGAGUAAUUCUGUUACCUUUCUGCUUCACAACUCUAAGGAAGUAUUAAGACCUGAGAAGUGUGGUAGUGUGGAGAGUAUAUUCCAGGACAUAAAUUAUCUGAAAACGUUUAAGAAGAAAAUAUCAUCAUCUUCUACACAAGAAGAAACGACUGGAAGGUAUUCUUUACUGGACCGGAAUCUGACUGCUCUUAAAUCUUACAAAAUUCUAUUUUAUGAAAGGUAUUCUUUACUGGACCGGAAUCUGACUGCUCUUAAAUCUUAUAAAAUUCUAUUUUAUAAAAGGUAUUCUUUACUGGAUGAAUACCGAGCCUUUUUUUCAUUAAAACUAGUAGACCUAGCUCUAGUAGGACACAUGAACUCCUGCGAGGAGGAGGAUACGGAGAUAGAUUGUUCAAUUCUUCCCGGUUCAUCUCCGAUCCUCUCCAAUCUUUCUCAUCCGUCCCACCCUGCAAUCAAGCGAAUUGAUUACAGGAGUGAACUUGUUCCUGGCACUUCCAGGGAUGUUCAGUCAGAUAAUUCGGAUUCAGGUAACGAUACAGACGACCUUAUUGAAGAUGCUCGGAACUUUGUUAAACUCGGACAAACUAAACUUGUAACACUGGAUGACUGGGAGGAAAUUGACUUCAUGCGAAAGGAACGAAGGAGAACAAAGAAGGAACGGAGCAGAGUAGGAAGGGAUGGAUUCAAGGAUCAGGAACAGACGACAGCUGGAGAUAUUGAACUUAAAAACAGGACGCAAGAUAACUCAGAUCCAAGUAAUCCAACCCUUCCUCGAGCACUCUCCGACCUUGAGCUUGGCUCUGUUGUAAAACUUCUCUCUAGCUCAGGAAUUGGAGUUCUACUGGGAGUAGUCAGAGUGUGCUGGUCGAUCUGGUUUGACUGGCCGAACCGUGAUGGUCUCAAGGUCUACUGA